Molecule: messenger RNA, 879 nt
Organism: Schizophyllum commune H4-8
Lineage: Eukaryota; Fungi; Basidiomycota; Agaricomycetes; Agaricales; Schizophyllaceae
Exons: 3
Coding region: 261-641 (126 amino acids)
Source: RefSeq, a predicted model, not a curated record
GGCCGGUGCACGCACGCCUGGGCCAGCCAUGGGUCGCGCGAGUAUAUAAGACUCCGCGCAGCAGGUGCAACAGCUCAAUACACCUGUCUCCCGAAGCUCUUGGCUCCACUCGACGGACUCCACACCAGGGAUCCGCCACGUAACUGCACCUCUUCGCUUCCUGCCACGACCAUCCACACCACCAUCGCCAUCGUCUCUGCUCACCAGCAGCCUCACCGCACCCCUCAUCACCACCCAGCAGACCAUACUUCAUCGCCACAAUGACUCGCACCGCGCGCUCCAACUCGGUGAAGGCGAUGCAGAAGGACCGCUCGAUCUCGCGCACCGGCCUUGACGCCGGCCUGCGCAAGCAUGGCGCGGGUACCCACAACUGGGGCUCGCUCGCGCAGGAGCGCGCCCUUGAGGACGCCGCGCUCUACGACGUCGACGACUACGAGGAAGAGGAGGUCGAGGGCAACGCUGCGGCGCUCUCGCCCGCCAGCGAGCCCAGCGAGUACUCGAGCGACGAGCCUGUGUCGCCCAUUGUUAGCGCGGCGGUGACGCCGGAGGACAAGGCCCGCGCGCGCAAGAUCCGCAAGGAUGGCGCGAAGCUUGACCUUGGCGCGAUCGCGCGUAGCUCGGCGGCUGUGACGAAGGCCUAGGGCACUCGCUCGGGGACCCUCGGACGCACCUCAAGCGCCCUCUCAAGGCGAAGCUCUUCGCGAAGCUGUAUGCGCAGUCAGACUCUUUCUUCCCUCUCAUCAUCAGCAUCUUGAGCAUCUAUUCACCCAUCCUGUUGUCUCCAUCACCAAACGAACUCAUGUCAGUGUGUAGUGGUAUCUCGAAAGUCGUAAUCUGUGUGCAGUCGUAACAAUCGCAUCUCAUGAUGAGUUGAUCAAG